GCCCAUGGGCCCUUGUCCUUUUGGGCUUUUUCUAAUCUCAUUGGACUCUACUUAUGGGCAAAAUAUCGGCUUAAAAGCUUUGAAUCACUUCGAACGGUUCCCUCGUUAGUUGAAGUUAUUGUAGAAUAUCUCGGAUAUUCAUAUUAAAAGUUAUUAGACUUUAUUACUCGAAUUAAACUUGAAAUUAUUUUAAAAAUCAGUAUAUAUCAAGUUAUAUAAAUUAAAAACAGCAACAAAAUAAGUAUAUUAUUAGAUAUAUAUAUAUAUACAUGAUAAAUGUCGAAUUAAGAAAUUAAAAAACUAUGGAUUAUUCUAAAAUGUAGUUCUAAUUAAGAAUUAUCUAUUUUAUGGAUAAAUAUUUCGUGUAGAUACAACAAUUCAAUUUAUCCUAAUAGAAUAAAAAAUAGGAAUAAAAUUAUAUUUUCUCCUAUACUAAAUGAGGUAAUAUUAAUUACUAAUAACUUGAAAAUAAUAGAUUGUUAAUAGUUAUUUAAUUAAAUUUAUUGUUAAAUGAAUUUAUUUUGAUAAUUUAUAAAAUAUUAGUUAUGUAGUUGUAUUAUUUUCUUGAAUUUUAAUCGAUUGUUUGACUAUGAUUAUAUGUUAAUAUGAUUAGAAAAAUUCAAAAAUAAUUCUUAAUCAUAUAUUAAUGAUUAAAAAAAAUUCAAAUUGUUUUAUUGAUUUUUAAAUAUAUAAUAGAUAAUCCAUAAUAUAUCUUAAUGAACAUAUUUUAAUAUUAAAUUGUGUUGAUAAAUAUUUUUAAUUAUUUUUGACAUAUAUUUAUUUUUGUUUUUAGUCAAAAUUGAUAAUAUCUAAUUGAGAUAGUUAAUUAUUAUGAUUGUUUCAUUUAGGAAUAUUUUAUUAUAUAUAAUAAAAAUUUUUAGAUUUUUUUUCAUCAACACAAUUUCAUAUCGAAAUAUCGUCAUUUAAGUAUUUUCUAGAUAUACAAUCAUAGAUCGAAAAUUGACUAAAAUUAUUUUAACUUUUAACCACAGAUUGACGAGUACGAAUGAUCUCAAGGUUAUAUAAGUUAUACUGAGUUUUCCUAAUCGAUAUAAUAUUAAUUGAUAUGACGAUGACGAUGACGAUGAGUUAAUAUAAAUACCAUGUUGACUAUUAUUUCUAAUAUGAAAUGAUAUUACUUUUGAAAUGAAAUGAAAUGAAAUAAAUCUUAAUGAAUGAACAAAUAAAAUUCCUGUUAUAAUAUAUUAUCUCAAGAUUGAAUAUAAAGGAAUUGUGAUGAAUAUUAAUACUAAUUAUAAUAAUAAAACAAUUAUUGACAAAUAAACAAAAAUUUCAUAUAAAAAAUAUUUACGAUUAAAUAAAACAUUAAAAUAGUUGUCAGUUAUUAAAAUUUAAUAAUAAAUAUAAUUAUAAUUAUUUUUAUAUUUUCAUUGAUAAAUAAAAUUUUGAUUUUUUAUUUAAAAAAAAGCUUAAAAAAUAGUUUAAACUAUCUCUAUUUAUGAUGAUUCCGUAUAUAAAAUAAUAUUCAUAUGAAAAAGUUCAAAUUCAAUUAGCUUAAUAUAAUAUGUCGCAGUAGUAAAAAUGAAUUUAUUUUUCUAUUUAAAUUUUCUUAAGUUAACUAUUUAAUUUAAAACUAAAAAAUUAUUUUAUUUUCUCUCAAAAUGAAUCUAUUAAUUAAUGUUAUCAAAAUUUGAUUUAUAUUUUGUUUUCAUCUUAAAAAGUUUAAUAUUUGUUAAUGAUCACAUUUAAAGAAAAUCAUAAUACUAAUUAAUAUUUAAAAUCAAAAUAAAUAGUAAAAAAUUAAAUAAUCAAUUAAAUUAAUAAUUUAUAUUUAAAUUUUUUAUCAACUCAUUUAUUAAGAUAUCAUUUUCAAUUUGAUUAUAUUAACUAAUUCAAAUUUUCGUAAUUCUAAAUGUUUAUAUUGUUUAAUUAAUGUCUUAGGAAAAGUUUUGACAAUUUCCAAUUUAGUUGGUGCUGCACCGCUAUCAAUAAAGGCUGCUGGUGGAUUUCCAGAUUAUGAAUUUCCAAGAUGGAGUGUCAUAUUAGGUUGGUUUAUUUUUGCUUUUUGUAUUCUUCCUAUUCCACUCGUCUUCAUCAUCAAUUAUAUACGUGAAUAUCGAAGGCUUGCCGCUGAAAAAUUAGUAAGUCGUAAUUUUGACACCGAUGAUAAUCGUCAGUUGGAAAAUGAUCAUCAGGAAAAGCCUCUUUAUUUAGCAGCAUUAACAGAAAAUAAUAUGCCUGCAGAUAGUUGGGGACCUAGAAGAAGAAAACAUCAAACUGGUGUAUAUUCUCAUUUGGCUGUUAGAUCAACUAACAAGAAUAUAUCUUCUAAACAACAAUUUCGUCAACAAUCAUCAAUAGGAAUAAACAAGACUGAUACAAAAAUGGGUAUCACAAAUCCAAUUUUCAAUCCAGAUUCAGCAAUAAAGAAUGAUGGUGAUGAAAAUUAA
Molecule: messenger RNA, 2411 nt
Organism: Rotaria sp. Silwood2
Lineage: Eukaryota; Metazoa; Rotifera; Eurotatoria; Philodinida; Philodinidae
Source: the annotation of a GenBank genome assembly